AAAUUUCCCUGAAACCUUUAAUGCUUCCAGUAUAUAAAGUUGUCGUAUUAGUAAAUUAGAUCCUUGGUUCCUAGUUAUGAAUUGAACACAUAUCUAAUGACUGAUCAACAUAAUUUCUACUUUGUGAGUUGUAAAACUAAUAAAGGUCUUCUUAUUUGUUUCCUUAACUGUGGAUGACGUAAACUUUCUCUUUAGAACCACAAUUUAGCUUAGUGAAGCUGUUUCUAUAGUAUGUUUUGACGAGAUAACAUCAGAGACCAAAAGUAGCUUUGUUUGCUUCUAUUUUUGGUGUAAAAUGAGACCGAUCUCUCUACACCAAUAUUCUUGAGUGUUAUUUUUUUAAUGUGUUUUGCUAAUACUGUUUACUUCUAAGAAUAUCCUAAAGGUGGAUGCCCUAAAGCUAAUCCCAGUAGUCCAGGUCUUAUUUUGAUGUUCUUUUUUCUAGAUCAGAUAGUUUUAUGAUCUGCUUUAGGAAGUCCUUUCACACUUUAAGCUCUCAUUGCAUCAAGCAAUGGAUUAAUGCUAUUGCACUUAUUAAAUAUCAUAACUGUCAUUUCUGCUUUCAGGGAUCAAUAUCUAUUAGCAUGUCUAUAUAUCAGACUCUCUUUUGUUUCAUUUGCUCUCAUCUCACGUCAGGUGAGAAGGAUGCCGAUGCAGCCAAAAGAAUCGCUGAUGUCCAAGAAAUACAUAGACGGACACGUUUUAAUUCGCUAUCUAGUAUUGGACUUCCUAAAAACAUCUGUGACCAUGAGAGGAUAAUCUGGCUAGGGGACUUAAAUUAUCGUCUCAAUCUAUCAUACGAGAAAACAAGAGAGCUAAUUUCCAAAAAAGACUGGGCUAAGUUAGUUGAGCAUGAUCAGCUCAUCAGAGAGCUUAGGAAAGGGCAGGCAUUUGAUGGAUGGUCUGAAGGUACUUUGAACUUUGCCCCAACUUACAAAUACCAGACAAAUUCAGAUACUUACUAUGGAGAGGAUUCAAGGGCUGGGAGGCGCACUCCAGCAUGGUAUGUAUGUAGAUCUUUUCUCAUUGAGAGUUUUGACACUUCCAUUCAAAUAUAUCUCUUCUAUGUUUUUUAAGAUGCAGGCAAUUAUUCUAUCAAAAGACAUCUACCAAGAAUUGUUUGUUUCCAUUUUUGUCUUUACUCUUUAUACUUUGUCAAGUAGUCUUGAGCCUGAUUGAAAUAAUUGUAAUAGCGAUACUCAUUUGCUUGUUUCUCUAAUUUUGUUGCACCUCUUAUUAAUUCUAAAUUUCCUAGUAAUUUUGUAUCACUUAUUUAUCAAAAAACAACUAUAUUCA
Molecule: messenger RNA, 1296 nt
Organism: Olea europaea var. sylvestris
Lineage: Eukaryota; Viridiplantae; Streptophyta; Magnoliopsida; Lamiales; Oleaceae
Product: type I inositol polyphosphate 5-phosphatase 1-like
Exons: 3
Coding region: 459-1076 (205 amino acids)
Biological process (GO): phosphatidylinositol dephosphorylation
Molecular function (GO): phosphatidylinositol-3,4,5-trisphosphate 5-phosphatase activity; inositol-polyphosphate 5-phosphatase activity; phosphatidylinositol-4,5-bisphosphate 5-phosphatase activity
Source: RefSeq, a predicted model, not a curated record